AUGACGAACGUUGACACGUCAAUCGGCGCUCACACCACCGGUGCCGCAGCGCGGUUCGCUGCCGAGCACUCGGAAGAGCACCCGUUGAAGCUCUACGGAGGCUGGUUCUGCCCCUUUGUGCAGCGAUCAUGGAUAGUACUCCACGAGAAGCAGAUCCCACACCAGUACAUCGAGAUCAACCCUUACAAGAAGGAUCUUGAAUUUCUUAAGAUGAACCCUCGAGGCCUAAUCCCGACCCUGGCCGUCCCUGUGGAUGUAAAGGGGAACGACCAACGGCCACUAUACGACAGUACAGUAGUUUCCGAGUAUCUCAACGAGGCCUAUGCAGGCAACAACUACGGCCCGCAUCUUCUUCCGGAGACACCGUACGAUCGCGCGAGGUGCAGGCUGUGGAUAGACCACAUUAACUCACGCAUCAUACCGGGUUUCUACAAGUUCAUCCAGCAUACACCUGAAAAAGAGUACAGCAUCGAGCAGGCUCGAGAAGAGUUCCUAGGCAACAUAAAAACGUUCACCAAGGAAAUGGCUCCUGAGGGGCCUUGGUUUCUUGGUCAGACGUUCAGUCUAGUUGAUGUCAUGCUUGCCCCAUGGGCGAUGCGUUUAUUCCUCUUUGAUCACUACAAGCCGGGCGGUCUUGGACUUCCAACUGAAGGACAGAGUGAGGAUGACAAUAGGAUCUGGCAGAGGUGGAGGCAAUGGUACGAUGCUAUCCAAGAAAGACAGAGUGUGAAAGACACACUCAGCGAUAGCGAUUCCUACAUCGAGGUGUACAAGCGGUACGCUGAGGACAAGACAAACUCGGAGGUAGGGCAGGCAACGAGAGGUGGGAAGAACCUGCCCUAA
This is a messenger RNA of Colletotrichum spaethianum, 843 nucleotides long. Its product is annotated as glutathione S-transferase omega-1. Gene Ontology annotation, cellular component: cytoplasm. Lineage: Eukaryota; Fungi; Ascomycota; Sordariomycetes; Glomerellales; Glomerellaceae. Bases 1 to 843 code for a protein of 280 amino acids. The record is from RefSeq and is a predicted model, not a curated record. The transcript has a single exon. Gene Ontology annotation, molecular function: glutathione transferase activity.